Messenger RNA from Lingula anatina, 490 nucleotides. RefSeq names its product large ribosomal subunit protein uL3m. The record is from RefSeq and is a predicted model, not a curated record. NCBI's taxonomy places the organism in Eukaryota, Metazoa, Brachiopoda, Lingulata, Lingulida, Lingulidae. Gene Ontology annotation, molecular function: structural constituent of ribosome. Gene Ontology annotation, cellular component: mitochondrial large ribosomal subunit; ribosome. Gene Ontology annotation, biological process: translation.
AGCGACUAGUCGACAAGCAUGGCGAGUAGGUCGCUGUGUUCAGCCGGUGUGCUUGCAAAAUGCUUCAGUAUUUCUCAAACCAGAUGUAUUCUAGACACAAAACCCUUUUUCAGGGUCCUAGUUCCAACACAUUACCAACAGCAGCGCGGUGUCAGAAAGCGUCCACCAGAACCUUUUGCCAGGAAGCGCAGGGCCAGGAUACAGGACAGUGGACUGAGCCCAGCCAAUGAGAGCUUCCUCCAGGAGGUCAUAGCAAAUGAGGCGAGGAGCAAGGUGGAAGAGUUGGCCAAAAUGAAUUGUCCUCUUAAAGAUGGUCCAUGGGCAAGGGGGGAAUGGAGGAAGGGGUAAUUGUAAAAUGAAAAUUAUGUUUAUUUGUGAAAGAUUUUGUCUUGAUCAUUAUUAGUUUAGACUAAUGAUGACCACAUGAAGAGAAGUAGGACAUUUUCAGGUAUUGUGAGAGCACUUAUUUAUGUUGAUGUCAAAUGGCUGU